Aspergillus heteromorphus CBS 117.55 is the source of this 297-nucleotide messenger RNA. RefSeq lists its product as uncharacterized. Lineage: Eukaryota; Fungi; Ascomycota; Eurotiomycetes; Eurotiales; Aspergillaceae. The transcript has 2 exons. The record is from RefSeq and is a predicted model, not a curated record. The coding region runs from base 13 to 207 and encodes 64 amino acids.
CCACAUUCCACAAUGACCAUUCCCUACCCCUUGAUCGGCCCCGAGUCCUACGGCCUGGGACGUCGAUCGGCACGGCGCACUCCCAGCACCCCCGGGCCCAAUCACAUCGAGCCCACCCUCAAGGAGUCCAUGUCAAACGUCGAUGCAUGCAGCAAGUCGAGCCGUGGAUGGAAAGCCAAGCUCUCGCGAAAGUUCCACUUCCCUUGAACCAACAACACACUUUUCACACACACACACAACAACAACAAUGAAUGAUGCAAGUCGUCGAAAUUAAUAUAUCAUCAUCAUCAUCAUCAU